Messenger RNA from Oncorhynchus gorbuscha (pink salmon), 461 nucleotides. Its product is annotated as E3 ubiquitin-protein ligase SMURF1-like. Gene Ontology annotation, molecular function: ubiquitin-protein transferase activity. Bases 162 to 428 code for a protein of 88 amino acids. The record is from RefSeq and is a predicted model, not a curated record. The transcript has 2 exons. Gene Ontology annotation, biological process: ubiquitin-dependent protein catabolic process; negative regulation of BMP signaling pathway. Lineage: Eukaryota; Metazoa; Chordata; Actinopteri; Salmoniformes; Salmonidae.
GUUCCCUUUAUCUAAUAUUAGGUUUUGGUUGAAUAUCCGAUAACAUUCAGUAUCAAAGAUAUGUAACAAUCAGAAAGGGGACAAAUCCACUGUGUUUCUCCAGCCAACACUCCCAGGUGAAGGAUUCGUCUCAGCCGCUAGGUGGGGGAGGCGGGAGAGAGAUGGAGGUGGGCGGGGAGGAGGGAGGAGAAGGGGAGGUGACACUGCGUUAUGAGAGAGACCUGGUCCACAAACUGAAGCUGCUCCGACACGAGCUGUCACUACAGCAACCACAGGCCGGACACUGUCGCAUAGAGGUCUCACGAGACGAGAUCUUUGAGGAGUCUUAUCGUCAGAUCAUGAAGAUGAGACCCAAGGAUCUGAAGAAACGACUGAUGGUGAAGUUUAGAGGAGAGGAAGGACUGGACUACGGAGGAGUGGCAAGGUGACAGUCUGUUGUACAAACGUUGGAUUGUGGUUAU